GGUUUUUCAUUUCUCUCUCUGGUUUUGGUUUGCUCUGGUUUUUCGAUCUUUCUGUUGAAAUAAUCAUACAAUCGCCAUGGAAGACAACUUCGAAGCUACCCAUUUCGAUGAAAAUGAUUUGGUAAAUGGGCAUUCAGAUAACAAUCACGGUUGGCAAAAGGUUACCUACGCGAAGCGUAAUAGGAAACAACCGGCAAAACAGUUGGAUUCCGGGAAGAUCUUGUCAAAUGGAUCAGAUGGGAUAUUUCAGUCGCUGGAGAAGCAGUCUGAUGAGAGGAGGAAGCGAUUGGCAGCUCAGAAAGCUGCGGGAUCGGGAUCCGAGUUGCAGAUGAAAUCGAAGGGGCGAUCUGAUGAUGAAGAUGAUGAUAGCGAUACAGAAGGGGAUGCGGCUAAUAAGGUUUCAGAUGAGAAGAAGGUGAAGCCAAAGAAGAUUAAGAAACCUAAGGUUACGGUUGCUGAAGCUGCUGCGAAAAUAGAUGUGGAUGAUCUGUCAGCUUUUCUUAUCGACAUUUCCGCUUCAUAUGAAUCCCAGCAGGAUAUUCAAAUGAUGCGGUUUGCUGAUUAUUUUGGUAGAGCCUUUUCAUCUGUAAGUGCAGCCCAAUUUCCAUGGUCUAAGAUGUUCAGGGAGUCAGCCAUUGCAAAGAUUGCAGAUGUACCUCUGAAUCAUAUUUCAGAAGCUGUUUAUAAGACAUCAAUUGACUGGAUCAACCAACGAUCACCAGAGGCACUUCACUCAUUUUCGAUAUGGUGUUUAGAGAGUAUUCUUUCUGACCUGUCUGGUCAACUAGCGAGUGGUAAGGGCUUGAAAAAGGGUGCUCAGCCAACAUCGUCAAAAUCUCAGGUAGCUAUAUUUGCUGUUUUAGCAAUGGUCUUAAGGAGGAAGCCUGAUGUUUUAAUCAGUAUAUUGCCAACAAUGCGAGAAAAUUCUAAAUUCCAUGGACAAGAUAAGCUUCCUGUCAUUAUAUGGAUGAUAGUUCAGGCAAGUCAUGGAGAUCUCGGUGUGGGAUUUUAUACAUGGACACAUUAUCUUUUGCCUACUCUUAGUGGGAAAUCUAAUAAUCCACAAUCAAGGGAUUUGAUCUUACAGUCGGCUGAAAGAAUCCUUUCUUCACCGAAAGCUCGCACAAUUCUUGUAAAUGGUGCUAUUAGAAAGGGUGAGCGUUUAUUUGCACCUGCAGAUUUUGAUUUGCUUUUACGGGUGACUUUUCCUAUACCUUCUGCUAGAGUAAAGGCUACUGAGAGGUUUGAAGCCAUUUAUCCUGUUCUCAAGGAGGUUGCUCUUGCUGGUCCACCUGGUAGCAAAUCCGUGAAACAAGCAUCACAACAGAUGUUUGGUUUCGCAAUUAAAGCUGCUGGAGAAGCCAACCCUGUGUUAUCCAAGGAAGCAACAGGCAUUGCCAUUUGGUGCCUGACCCAAAAUUCCGAAUGCUUCAAGCUAUGGGACAAACUUUACUUGGAUAAUCUGGAGGCAAGUGUUUCGGUUCUGAAAAAGCUGGCCGAGGAAUGGAAAGAAUUCAGCGGAAAACAACUCAAUUUUGAAUCUCCUAAGGAAACCCUCAAGAGUUUUGUUAUUAAGAACGAGAAGGCAUUGGGUGAUGACAAUGAGGAAGAUGGCAACCGUUUAGCAGCUUUUAAGGAGGCGGACAAAUAUAGCAAAUUGAUUGUCAGACGAUUGUCUGGUGGUGGCGGUUGUGGCAGUUGCAUGAAAGGUUUGGCCUUUGUGGUGGUUGCAUUGGGGGUUGGUUUUGCUGUUACGUCACCCCCUGACAUCAUUAUCGAGUCGUUGGAUUGGAACAAAUUGUCCGCCUUUUUUAAUGCCCAACGAUCCUUUUAAGCAACCCGACGUCUGGUAAACUAAUCGAAACUUAAACCCCUGAACAAAGUUGAAACCAGCGUUUUUUUUUUUCGUUUUUUUUGUUACACCAAGGGAUGAACUUAGGAUUAAUUCUUGUAUUUUCUUAUGUCAUUUUAUUUUCAUUUGGAAUUUUCUUAUUUGGAUUAGUCAUAAAAUAUUAGUGGAUACCAACUAGCAGGAUAAAAGGUGUAGUUGAGAUGAUAAAGUUAUUUUUCUUA
Impatiens glandulifera is the source of this 2073-nucleotide messenger RNA. RefSeq lists its product as uncharacterized. The transcript is spliced from 10 exons. Bases 77 to 1834 code for a protein of 585 amino acids. Lineage: Eukaryota; Viridiplantae; Streptophyta; Magnoliopsida; Ericales; Balsaminaceae. Gene Ontology annotation, cellular component: endoplasmic reticulum; Golgi apparatus. The record is from RefSeq and is a predicted model, not a curated record.